Cuscuta europaea is the source of this 1910-nucleotide messenger RNA. The record is from the annotation of a GenBank genome assembly. Lineage: Eukaryota; Viridiplantae; Streptophyta; Magnoliopsida; Solanales; Convolvulaceae.
CAAGUGAAUGUAUUGGUUUUCUGAGAGUGCAAGACAGUCUCACAAACUUGUACAUUCUCUGUCCGAAGGGAGACUGCCUGUCUGAGUGCCCGAGGCGGCGAAUCAGUUAUACUUUCAUACUCCGUUUCAUAUUGUCGCAGCGCCGGCGACUUUAGCGAAUCAGCGAUAUCAUUUGGUUUAUGAGGUUUGAAUAUUUAAUUAUUAUUUAUUGCGAAAUUCUGUUUAGAUUAAUGCUAUGAGCGACAAAGGAACACACGUAUUUGGAGAAGAAGUGAGGGAAUAUGAAUAACUUGGUGAAGGAUAGAAAGGGACGUAGGAGAAGGAAAUGAAGUUAGCGAAGAAGGAGAAUUUGGGGAUGUAGAAAGAGUGAAAGAAGUGGGUGAUGAGACGAAUUUAUGGCGGAUAAUGAAGUAAGAGAAGGAGAAGAGUUCGUCUACGAAAAUGAAUUUGGAAAAGAUGAAGAAAGUUUUUCUCUGGAAAAUGUCACAUAAACGAUGUCAUCUGGAUAGGCUUAGCGCAUUACCUGAUGCUUUGCUUAUUUGUAUUCUCUCUUUUCUUAGUACUAAGGGAUGCGAUCAUACCAGCACUAAUGCACCGGAUCCCAUCAGUACUAAGAAAGUAGCAAGGACUAGUAUUUUGUCAAAAAGAUGGCAACAUCUCUGGACUAACUUGCUUGAGCUGGAGUUUAAGGAAAAAAGUUGUGAAUGUGAGAAAAUACUCAAGACUGUGAAUAGGGUUCAUCAUACCAUUGGCAUUCACAGAGAAAAUUAUCUGGAAAGAUUAUACGUUGAUUUCCAUUACUAUGAAUCUUUUGCCUCAGAUGUCGAUAGUUGGGUUGGGUAUGUGGUAAUAAACAAAGUUAAAAAUGUCACUUUGCAGCUAAAUCCAAAAGGAGUUUUGUAUAUGCUCCCUCAGAGUAUGUAUUACAGUUCAUUUUUUACAAGUUUGAGUUUGCGAGGAUGGGAUUUGGUUCCUGAAAGAACUGUUGAUUGGAAAUAUUUGACUAGGUUACACCUCAACGAUGUUAAGUUUGAUGAGCAUGUCAUUGAAAAGAUAUUAUCUGGUUGUCCAAUGAUGUAUAGUUUGAUUCUUUGCCAAUGUUAGGGACUCAGUUGUUUGAAGAUCGAUUCUCCAUGUGUUCGUGAGCUUUUGCUUAUAGACCGUGAUGAUGGAUACAGUGAACCUCUUCUGGAAAUCUCUGUACCACAUUUAAAGUCUUUGAUGUGUAUGUCACUAUGUCCUACAAACAAGUGGCGGCUAACAAACAUCUCCUCAGUUGUUCAAGCGGGUAUUGCUUUCAUUGGAUCUGAUUGGGAUGCUGAUUCUGAUGAGGUGAUGAGUAAUUCGGAGGAGCUAUUGGAAGACCUUCUGUAUGUCAAGGACCUUUUGUUCUCACAUAUGUGCAUUGAGGCACUUCUAAAAUGAGUCUCUUUUAUGGAAUAGAGGGAGUUGACGUUGUAGACCACUGACCACCUUUUUUGUAUCUGGGAUAUGCAAUAAUUGGGAUAUGCAAUAUGUUCUAUAAGCUACCCAUCACUUGGGAUGUACUUGAAAGGAGUGAAUUGCAUGACGACCUAGUGCACUUGAAGACGGUUAAUAUUAAGGACUUUGUAGCAGUUCUGAAUCUCACUGGUGAACCACUGCUAACAUUGGUCCAGAUUCUUCAUGACAAGACUACAGUGUUAGAAAAGCUAGAGAUUCAUAUUGAAUACCCUGCACCUUUACGAAAAGAUUUUCCUCAAAGUUUUAUCAAGAGAGCUCAAAAGCUGCUUAAUUACCCUAGAUCCUCUCGUAAAGCUGUUGUCCUCCUUAGUUGAUGAACAUGAGUUGUACUUUUGCAGUUUUGCUGGUGUUGCCCUCGAGAAGCUUUUGAUGUUACAAUCUUAUCUAAUCUCAUCUUAUUAUUGUGU